GGAUCGUGGCGUUGAGGCGCCUGCCGGCUUGCUUCUAGCCCAGGCGAGGCGCCGUUUGCAACAGUUCCGCGGGGGCCACGCCCCGGGGAAGAAGGCAGAGCCAAGUGCUGCCCGGCGGCAGAGAUCGCGCACCGCCAGGCAGCCCGGAGCGCCCGAGGUAUGGAAGAGCCUUGAGAGAGGCUCCCCACAACGCGCCCAGAGAAUGGGACGGGACGGGGCAGGUCAGAAGAGGUGGACACUCAUACUCUUUGGCGUGGUCCUCUUAUCAAGAGAACUCGUGUUAGGAGCUCUGGAAGAGACGUGCAACUGCAGCGCAGAAGUUGAUUUCCAGGGACUGCAGACCAAAUUGGCUCCUGAGAUGUGUUGCUUGAAUCUCACCAGGACUAAAAUCAACUCCUUGGACUGGAGCAUCUUCACUGGAACUGCAGGUUUGAGGGAGCUCUACCUAUCAAACUGUGGCAUAUCAGACAUUAUCAACGCAGAGAAUGGCUCUUCUACAUUGGAGAUUCUACACUUAGACCAUAACCAGCUAAGUUUGCUCCCAGAUGGUUUCCUAAGAAAUGCACCCAGCUUGCGUGUCAUUCAUUUGGAGAGCAACCAACUCCAGAAGCUGCCUGAGUCAUUCCUGAAAGCAUCUGACCAAAUCCAGGAGAUCCACCUUGCCUUCAAUAACUUGUCUUCCCUUCCCUCGGGGAUUUUCAAACCCUCCCUCCUCACGCUAGGUCUCUCCAACAACAGCUGGCACUGUACUUGCAGCUUGCUUGAAGAUCUGGAAAAAUGCCUACCUGCACCAUUGAACGUUGAGGUGGCUUGUAGCACCCCAGAACGUUACCAUGGCAUGAAUCUCAGAGAUAUCCCUAAGCAGGAGGUGUGCAGGAACCAUAGCCUAACGGCUCUCUUUGUUUGCCUGCCUGUGGUGGCUAUUCUGGUUCUGGUCACCUGGUGCUUUUGCAAGCGGCAGAAGAAAACCAGCUACCAUCCUCACGCCGGGAAGGAAUGCCGGCUGGCUACAGUGGAGAGGAACGGUUCCAAAGAGCCUGGGGACCAUCACUGCUACAUCCCAUGUGAGCUGCCUAUGGCAUCAGCUGCAGAGAGCGAGAAGAACAUCUUGUUGAGGAACCAGGUCUUGCUUAAGCCUUCAGCUGCACUACUAGGGAGCAGCAGGGACCUCUAUGAAGAGGUGGAGAUCAAACUGGGGGCUUCUGAUGAUUCCUUGGUGAAGGCCAAUGGGGAAAGCCUUGAGCAAGAUAAGUCGGGAUCCAAAAAACCGACCGUUGCAGAGGAGGGUUACACAGGUGGGGAGUCUGAAGCCGAGACAGUGAGUGUGACAGACGUUCUGAAGGAUUCUGCAGACCGUGAAAAGCUCUAUAUGAACCAGUCGGUAGAUUAUUACAACCUGGUUCCAGGCAUUGAACUGGAGGACUCGGACCACAUGGAAUAUGAGAAUAUUGACCUUUGCUGAGGCUGCUUGUUGAUCCAUAGUAUGAUAAGAACACAAAAUAGGCUAAUUCUUAUCCAGUUUAUGAAAGGGGCCGCAGGACCACCAGCUCCCAACAUUAUGCAAACUUCCCAAAUAAUGAGAGUUCUCUUGUAAAUGA
This is a messenger RNA of Podarcis muralis (Common wall lizard), 1598 nucleotides long. RefSeq lists its product as uncharacterized. The record is from RefSeq and is a predicted model, not a curated record. Gene Ontology annotation, molecular function: protein binding. NCBI's taxonomy places the organism in Eukaryota, Metazoa, Chordata, Lepidosauria, Squamata, Lacertidae.